This is a messenger RNA of Sinocyclocheilus rhinocerous, 3563 nucleotides long. Its product is annotated as amphoterin-induced protein 1-like. The transcript has 2 exons. The record is from RefSeq and is a predicted model, not a curated record. Gene Ontology annotation, cellular component: membrane. Gene Ontology annotation, molecular function: protein binding. Lineage: Eukaryota; Metazoa; Chordata; Actinopteri; Cypriniformes; Cyprinidae. Gene Ontology annotation, biological process: brain development. Bases 194 to 1717 code for a protein of 507 amino acids.
ACCCGUUCAGUCACACUGCAUCAUAGAAAAGCUCUAGCGCUCCUUAGGAAAUGGACUUUCUAAAGGGAUUAAUGCGUCUCUGCGGUGAUACAUCUCAAGCUCUAAAUUUGCAUCAUCAGUCCCACAAGCUGUUCCUCCAAACAGUGUGGAAAGGAUUUACGCAGCCACAUUACUGAAGAGGAUUCUAUGACUUAUGCUACAUCCACAAUUUAACUGCGUGUCAGAGAUGCCCCCUUCCAUAAAGUGGUGCAUUAGGUGGGCUGUCUGCUUGUCCUUUAUUCUCGCACUGAUCCCCAGGUCCAGAGGAUCAAUGCUGAAUUGUCACAAAAUGUGCAUAUGCGCCAGCAACAUCGUCAGCUGCUCCAAGAUGAACUUGACGAUGGUUCCGUCCGAGCUGCCCAACUACACAGCUGUGCUUGACAUUAGUUUUAACGAGAUAACCGGACUACGCGCACAAUGGACCAAGCACAAACUUCCCAACCUCCACAACCUCUUGCUCAGCCACAAUGGUUUGUUGUUCAUCUCUUCUGAGGCGUUCAUUUUCGUAAAGCAAUUGCGCUACUUGGAUCUGUCAUCGAAUAAACUGCGACAGCUAGACGAGUUAAUUUUCGAGCCACUGAUACAUCUGGAGGUUCUGCUGCUCUACAACAACCAGAUCUCGCAGAUCGACCGCACAGCCUUCUCGGGCCUCAGUGGCCUGCAGAAGCUCUACCUGAGCCAGAACCAGGUGUCCCGCUUCCCCCUGGAGCUCGUCAAGGACAAGAGCCGACUGGACAAGCUGAGCCUGUUGGACUUGUCUUCCAAUCGGAUCAAGGUUCUCCCCAUUCAAGACCUCCAGGCGCUGCCGGCCUGGAUCAAGAAUGGGCUGUACUUCCACAACAACACCCUCAUCUGCGACUGCGAGCUGUACAGUUUGAUGGCUCAUUGGUAUAUCCGACGGCUCAAUUCAGCUGUGGACUUCAAGGACGAACACACCUGUGUGCAUCCCGGCCCAGAUAAACGGGUGCUGCGUUUGUACGGUCUCAACACUCAUAUGAACUGCAGCACGUUUAAAGAAACUGACCAAGAGGCUUAUUUGGAGCAGACGCUCACCCUCAGCUGUGAUACCAAACAGCGGAAAAUGUCCAAGACCUGGAUGCUGCCUGGAAACAUAUUGGUGCCUCCUGACAGUAACCAGAGCGAUACAAAUAACGACAAGUUUGUGAAAAAUGGCAACCUUGAGAUAAAAUCGAUACGACCUGAGGACUCAGGUGUGUACACUUGCUUCGCCGUGAGUGAAUACCUCAACGAAACGCUCUAUGUGGUGGUCAAAGUCCACAACUUCACCCUCAACGGCAACGGCGAGACCCUCAACACUGCGUACACCACUCUGGUGGGCUGCUUGGCCAGCGUGGUCCUGGUUCUUAUCUAUCUGUACCUGACACCCUGCCGCUGCUUCUGCUGUCCAGACCAGGGCAAAAAGAACCAGCAUGAAGACAGCAUCCACUCCUCCAUGCUCAGCGCCACCCCGACGCACGAGGAUAUGGCAACCAAAGCAGAGCUCAACAGGCACGUGGCCUUCAUAGACCCCAAGGACCUGCAGGGACAGAAUGGAAAGGUGAAUCCUAACGGAGAUGAAGAAGUGGAUGAGGAGGCCAUGCAGGGAAAAGGAAAGCGGAAGAAAUCGGUGGCAGACUCUAUUAGUUCGGUCUUUUCUGAUACUCCCAUUGUAGUCUGAGGGAGGAUGUGUCUUUUUGGCUAGAGACAGUUCUUUGUUGUGGCUUUCGGACUAAGAGACUAGAGUACACAGUUUGCCAUCCUCAGUGUUUGGCUGUUUCUGCAAAACCUUUCCAGCAUUUUAAUCUGUAGCACUUAAGUAUAUACUGUGAAAAGGUCUUGCCAUAUUAGUGGAAUCUAAACUUGGAGUGUUUAGAUGUUCCUGUGAGUUUAAGCCCACUAAGUGUGACUAGAGGUAGUCUGGGUAAACAACAAAUGCAAUUUGCGAUUUCUCAAUGAUCAAGCUAGAAAGCUAUAGGUUGAGAGACGUUAGAACAUUAAUACAUCCUCUAUAUAAUCACAUCAUAAGCAUGAGCUUUGCAGACUGCUAAUGUUAAGAAGAAUACAGCAUAGAAUGAAGCCCUUGUUGCUAAUAAUAUUUACCACAAUUUACGCUAACUGACCAACCUUACCACUUUAUGUAAAGCUAUAUGCAGUUGGUCAUUGCAAGAGAAAGCAACUAUAGCAUUUGAGAGGACAGUCACAAGAAAAUGAUGAAAAAGUAUUCGUUUCUGUGGAACAUUAGAAGUUGUUUUGAAACACUUACUGUAUAUGAAACAUCCUCCACCUAUAUAUGGCAAUGGGAAAAGAAAAAAAAAACAUAUCCUGGUUAAACUCGAUUGGCUGUUUGAAUCUAGACUCUUUCGGUCCAAUUUCAUUAGCAAUUAUAGAAGUUUAAAUGUUGGAUACCAGUAUAAAACUUCCAUCUAUAUGAAACUAUAUUUAAAUACAGCCAUUUUUGAACACAUUAAACCUCACAUAAAAAAAUGCAGAACGUGUGCAUUUUCAGCCGCUUGAGCUCAUCUGUCAUGACAACCAAGGAGUGACAUAUAACCGAAAUGCUAAUGCAAUCUUUUAAUAGAAUGACGUGUCCCAUCUGCUUGCAUUCUCAUCUCUAAAGCAAUGAUGAUUUGAGCCUGGAUUCAACAGCCAAAACAGUUUCGGACACUCAGACCUCUUCUCACUCUGCGUUCAUUUGCACUUGUGGUGGUUGGAGUCGGUGCGGACUCAUCCAUUGUCAGAAUGGAUGUCACUUGAAGCGCCGAUGUAAUAAAAAGCCAAAGGCUGAGGGAAUUUUUAAUUAUUAUUUUUUUUAGCUCAAACCAUCAUCAUUUUCUGAAUGAUUUAGAAAAUCAAGUUUGAAGUUUGAACGCAGGUCAAAACGCAGUGAUUAGCCGAAUCCCCCUCAUGUUCUGAGAUUCUAAAUUAUUACUACAGGCAUACAGCAGUGAUCUCUCAAAGACCAAUAUCAUAUUUGCAUAUACAAUGCCAUAGGAAUCUAAAGAGACUGCUAUGAAUCAUAAUGUAAUGCGUAAAGCUUGUUGGCCUGUGCUCAAGGUAGAUGACUAGAUGCAUUCCAACCAGAUAUCAACAUUACGCAUUUUGAUUACAACGUUAUUGUCCUGGUGGACUCGAAGGGCAUGAUAGGACUGUUCUAGAACGCCAAUCAAUGAUGUUAGAGAACCAGACGUGGAUUUAGAACGUCCAGCGCAGCGCACACAGUCUCUAGAACCCUUAAUUCUGGGAAUGCCACUUCCAUUCUUGUGUUCCUGGAAAGAAAUCGGACGCAUCUCACGUGUUAACCAUAACCACAUAUUUAUAACAGGGUCUGGUUGGGAUCAGCGGGAGCAAUCUUAGUUUCCUCCGACCUCUUUCCCUAGUAACAUCGUAAUUACAUCCUGUUUUGCGAGCGAGCGAGGGAGUGGGUGAAGCUAUUAAAUGUUUGAUAGGUGGAUGAACUCACAAACAGUAUUAUCUCAGGGAGAGGGAAUGACAGAUAAUAGCAGCUAUGGCAGACUGCAGUCAUG